This is a messenger RNA of Penicillium olsonii, 1536 nucleotides long. The record is from the annotation of a GenBank genome assembly. NCBI's taxonomy places the organism in Eukaryota, Fungi, Ascomycota, Eurotiomycetes, Eurotiales, Aspergillaceae.
AUGCUUCUUCUUCCUUACACUGGAUUGCUCCUUUCUGGGUUGGCAUAUGCCAGCUCCAGCAAUGCUCUUGCCUCAUCAACUCUAACUGGAUCUCUCGCCACAUCCUCUGGUACCCUUGAAAUCCCGAAGGGCGCUUCUUGUGCAUGUGCAAAGCUCUCCCAAUCGAUUCCAGGGACUGUGAUUUUGCCCGGAUCUUCAAAUUAUACUACUCAAACCGUCGAUGCAUACUGGGACAUUCGGGCGAACCUCUCGCCAGCAUGCGUGUUCGUGCCUAACUCUGCUCAUGAGGUCUCGCAAGCACUGAAGGUUAUCACAGCCUGUGAUUCGCAAUUUGCUGUUCGCGGUGGAGGUCAUAUGAACUAUCCGGGUUCCAACAAUAUUGAUGCUGGGGUUUUAAUUGCCUUGUCGAAUUUGAACUCCAUUGAUGUCAAGAAAGGCAGCGUAGAGGUCGGUCCUGGACUCAACUGGUACCAAGUGUACUCUGCUCUUGAGCCCUACGGUCGUGUCUGCGUCGGUGGUCGUAUGAAGACAAUCGGUGUUCCCGGUUUGACGUUGAUCGGUGGCUUCCACUACUUCAACAACAAGUACGGAUAUGCCAUGGACAAUGUCAUCAACUAUGAGCUCGUUCUCGGCAAUGGCACACAAAUUUUUGUCAACAAAUCAUCUCACGCCGAUCUCUUCUGGGCAUUGAAGGGUGGUGCUAACAAUUUCGGCAUCGUCACUAAGUUCGAGCUCAAGACUUAUGCUGUGCCCAAAGUCAGCACCACCAUCCAAGUCUUCAAUGAGACUCACAUUCCUCAGUACCUCUCUGCUGUCUGUGAGGCUGCCAAGUUGGACGAUAAAGAUCCUAUUGCCGCCGGGAUGAUCGCAACUGUUACCUACAAUGCCACCACUAAAAUCGCGCAGGGAUCUCUUUUGGGUGUUCAAGAAGGCGUCAGCAAGCCCCCCUCGCAAUUUUCCAAUUUCACGAAAGUCCCUGCCACAAUGAGAAUCAAUAAUGUCACAUCUAUUGCGCAGUGGGCCAAGACACUUGACUCUCCCAAACAGAUGUUCAGAGUUCAAUUCUCGCACCGAACCAUGAAGCCUGAUGCGAAAGUUCUUUACUCCAUCUACAGGGCGUGGAAAGCUGCUGUCGACAAAAUCUCCGAUGUCCAAGGCCUUUAUCCGACCUUUGUCACCAACGUCAUCUCUCCUUCUUCCGUCCGCGUGGCGAAGACUAAUGGCGUCGGCAAUGUCUGGGGUCUCGAGGAGGAGCCUCUUAUCAUCUGGCAAUUUAGCACCGGGUGGGACCUGGCCCAGGAUGAUAUCCGCAUGGAAGCUUGGUCUCGUCAGUUGACCGAGCAUCUGCACGACAUCAACAAAAAGUUGGGCAUUUCGUCCGAGUUUGUUUACAUGGGCGACGCUGGUGAUUGGCAAGAUCCGUACGCGGGCUUCCCUGCCGAAAAUGUAGCGCGAAUGAGGAACAUCAAAACCGCCUAUGACCCAGCGGAGGUGUUUUCCACACUGAGCUGGGGAGGGUUCAAGCUGGGGUUGUAG